AUUUCGAGAUACAACCAUCGAAUACUCCCACCCUCUCAGCCGGGCAUUCUAUCUCGCUCUACAAGGUCAUCACUACCACGAUCAUGGCUUCCACAAGAAAGGUUCUCGUCCUGGGCGCGACAGGCAAGCAAGGCGCCGCCGUCGUUGACGCCCUUCUCGACCUCCCACCCAGCUCACCGCCUCUCGAGAUCCUCGCCCUAACACGAAGCCCCGAAUCUGCAAAGAUCAAGUCCCUUAUCGAGACAGCAAGGGCUAAGAGCGUCACCGUAACACCCGUCCAGGGAGACCUCAAGGACUCACCCGCACCAGUCUUCGAAGCCCACCCCCGGAUCGACACGGUCUUUAUCGUAACCACCAUCGGCAACGAGGACGUCAUCGGGAAAGCCUGGGUUGACACCGCCAUCGACAAGGGAGCAGCCUCGCAGAUCGUCCUGACGUCCGUCGACCGUGGCGGCGAGGAUAAGUCGUGGGGAAACUCUACCGACGUGCCGCACUUCUUGCAAAAGCACGCCAUCGAAGUGCACCUCCGCGAUCGUGCAGACGAGCUAGAGAAGAACGGCAGGAAACUGCGCUGGACUAUCCUGCGCCCGACGGCGUUCUUGGAUAACACCAACCCAGGAAUGUUUGGCAAGGUGUUUGCGGCCAUGUGGUCCACACUGCCCGCCGAUCGGAGUCUGCAGCUCGUCUCGGUGCGGGAUAUCGGACUCUUCGCGGCCAAAGCCGUUGGUAACCCUGAGAAAUGGGAUCGGAGAGCUGUGUCGCUUGCAGGAGACAGUAUUACCUACGCUCAGGCGAGAGAGACGUUUAAGAAGGUCGUUGGGAGCGAUAUGCCGCAGACGUACACCAUCUUCGGGCAGGGUAUGCUCUGGGCUAUCGCAGAUGUAGGCAAAAUGUUUGAGUUCUUUAGAACUGAGGGCUACGGAGCGGAUAUCCAGGUUUUGAGGAAGGAGGAGCCGCGGUUGCAGACUUUUGAAGCUUGGCUGAAGGAGAGUAGUGGGUGGAAGAAUGAGAUAAGCGCUCUUUGAUAAUUGGAUCAUGGAAUCAAGGAACAUAGUAUCUCAAAUGACGCUGCGCAGACAGUUUAUCUGCAGAUUACUGUCAAAUACCUUGGUUGCCCCACUGUGGUGCUGAAUCUUGUGUGUUUUCAUCGAUCCUCAGUAUCACCUGCUGUUGAUCACCGCU
Messenger RNA from Colletotrichum godetiae, 1182 nucleotides. Its product is annotated as NmrA-like family protein. The record is from RefSeq and is a predicted model, not a curated record. The transcript has 2 exons. Gene Ontology annotation, cellular component: nucleus. Lineage: Eukaryota; Fungi; Ascomycota; Sordariomycetes; Glomerellales; Glomerellaceae. The coding region runs from base 84 to 1025 and encodes 313 amino acids.